Dicentrarchus labrax (European seabass) is the source of this 1276-nucleotide messenger RNA. It is a transcript of the gene nsmce2, whose product is annotated as NSE2 (MMS21) homolog, SMC5-SMC6 complex SUMO ligase. The transcript is spliced from 6 exons. The record is from RefSeq and is a predicted model, not a curated record. Gene Ontology annotation, molecular function: zinc ion binding; SUMO ligase activity. Bases 294 to 986 code for a protein of 230 amino acids. Gene Ontology annotation, biological process: protein sumoylation; double-strand break repair via homologous recombination. Gene Ontology annotation, cellular component: Smc5-Smc6 complex; nucleus. NCBI's taxonomy places the organism in Eukaryota, Metazoa, Chordata, Actinopteri, Moronidae.
CGGAAGUCAGACCAUAACCAUAUCCGUAGUUGUACUUAUUUUUCGCGCGUGAUUUGUUUACUUUAACUUUACUUUUUGUUGUUUACUUCUCACUAACAUUAACAAAAACACACACCGAUGAAGACACUGCUACUUCAUAUUCAUACGGUAGCACGUUAGCUUAGCUAAGCUAACCAGACCUGUAGCAGGUAACGUCAGAAAGCUAGGCUAACGUGAACGUAGCGUCAGUUAGCUGAUCUGUAGGUGAUGUGUGUUGUGUGCGGGCUCUCACAGGUUCAAGGAUAUCUGUAGUAAUGUCUCUUAGCGCCGUUCACGGGACACUGUCGAGCCUGAAGUCGUGUCAGGCAGACAUCGGGACGGGAAUGGAUAUAGUGACAGAUGUGGCUAUGGACCUGGCGGAAACGCAGGAUAAAGAUAUGAACCCUGGCAUCAAAGAGAUGGAGGCUAUGAUUCUGGAGUGUGCCAAGCUGGACAGGGAGAUUAACUACUUUGUUGACGUUGUGCAACAAGUCACAGGAGAGGUUACUACACAGCAGCCAGAGGCCAUGUUCAGCCUGUCUGCCAGAGUGAAGGAGCAGUUCACAGAGAGAAUAUCGAGAAUCUCUGACGCUGAGCUGCAGAAUCACCAGAAAGUAGUGGCCUUCAAGGACACCAUCAGUAACUCUCUCAACCAAGCUAAUCAAGAGUCAGCAGAGAACAUGGAGGAGCUCGAUGAGGACAUUGCUGUUACACAGAGCCAAGUCAACUUCACCUGUCCACUAACACAGGUGGAAAUGGUGAACCCGGUGAGGAAUAAGAAGUGUAACCACCACUAUGAUGAAGGAGCCAUACAAAACCUGAUCAAAACAAAACACAGCCAGAAAAAGAAGUGCCGCUGUCCUGUGGUAGGCUGUGGGAACACAGAUGUGAAAGAGUCAGACCUGAUUCAUGACCAGAUGCUGAGGAGAAAGAUCCAGGCCCAUAAGAGACAGGCCAACCGGACAUAAUAUAUCAUGUUUUUGUUGGCAGACUCAUUCCUCAAAAAACCGAUGCCUUGGUCGUUAUUUAUCAGCAAAGGAAUAUUGUUUUCAUCAGUGCUGGAAUUGUUAACCUAUGUUUUUAUUUUAUGUGAUUUGUACCUCGGGAAAACUUUGUCAUCCAGUUAAAUUAGAAUUUAAAAAUGAUGAAUUGUUUGUGUUCCAGCUGGAGCAUUUUCCUGAACUCCAGUCUUGUUGGAAUGUAAAUAAAAGCUGCAGACCUUUUCAUGAAUUAAAACCAUCCAAACCUGUACCUUAAA